AUGGCAAUUUCUUCUGGUAGAAUACUCCUUGAUGAACUCAUACUGGAAAUUCUGUCAUGGCUUCCUGUGACGAGUCUCAUGCGAUUCAGGUGCGUUUCAAAGACAUGGAAAUUUCUUAUAUCCGAUCCUUACUUGGUGAAAUUGCACCUUGAAAGGUCUUUCAGAAACCCACAAAUCCUCUUACUGACGACACAGAAAUUCAAGAGUCAAUGUUUCUCUGCUCGUUUAUGCUAUCUACCUUGUUUAAUCCAAAAGCCUGCACGCUCUUCUUGUGGUCGUAUCUUGCGAUGCCCCAAACCCUAUAAAUAUUUAUUGGGUUCUUGCAAUGGUUUGCUUUCUCUACAUCACUCUCUUUCCACAAAGGAGUAUGUAGAGCACUGGGUCUGCUUUUGGAACCCUGCCACCAAAAUUUGCUCCAAACCUUCACCAAGACUGCGUCUCGGCACUGAUGUUCGCCAUGAUAUGAAUUUUGGGUUUGGGUACGAUGAUAGGAGGGAAGUUACAAGUAAUGGAUACUCUCUGAAUGGCACUGUUAACUGGAUAGGAGCUUCUUUGGGAGAAUCGAGAACUAAGAAGCUACAAAUAUUUUCCUAUGAUCUAAAUAACGAUACUUUCAGAUGUUUGUCGGUGCCUGAAUUCGUCCCCAUAGAUUUUGCUUUUCUUUCUAUGGGAGUUUUCAAUGGUUGUCUUUGUGUUUCUUUAGAGAAAGGGAAGACAGUCUUUGUUGUAUUGGCAUUGAAGGACGUUCGAGACGAAAGAUCUUGGAGUCGAUUGGUUAGAGAGUGGGUUGAUAGCAUUUCCAGAGAUUGGAGGUUCAAGAGAAUAAUCCCUGCUCACUUUGCUGGUCCAAUAAGUGCAAGCAGGUCUGAUUUUAGGGCUGCAUUUGCAUUUCUGGAUGAGUUUCUGGUGGAAAGCAAUGCUGCAUGGCCUUCACUGUCCCUUCUCUUCUCAUCAAUCAUGGGAAAAGCAGCCAGCUAUUUUCCUCCAGAUGACAUGAGGACCCUUUCAUCCCUUGACCAGUUUUUGGUGUCUGUUGGAGCUGUGAAGAAAACUGUUUCAGGAAGGAAAAGGGGGAGUUUGAUCCUUAAAGAUGUAAAUGUUGUUUGA
Messenger RNA from Vigna angularis (adzuki bean), 1107 nucleotides. RefSeq names its product F-box/kelch-repeat protein At3g23880-like. Gene Ontology annotation, molecular function: protein binding. NCBI's taxonomy places the organism in Eukaryota, Viridiplantae, Streptophyta, Magnoliopsida, Fabales, Fabaceae. The record is from RefSeq and is a predicted model, not a curated record. The transcript has 4 exons. The coding region runs from base 1 to 1107 and encodes 368 amino acids.